Tarenaya hassleriana is the source of this 1750-nucleotide messenger RNA. Its product is annotated as UTP--glucose-1-phosphate uridylyltransferase 2. NCBI's taxonomy places the organism in Eukaryota, Viridiplantae, Streptophyta, Magnoliopsida, Brassicales, Cleomaceae. Bases 126 to 1535 code for a protein of 469 amino acids. Gene Ontology annotation, cellular component: cytoplasm. Gene Ontology annotation, biological process: glycogen metabolic process; UDP-alpha-D-glucose metabolic process. The transcript is spliced from 21 exons. The record is from RefSeq and is a predicted model, not a curated record. Gene Ontology annotation, molecular function: UTP:glucose-1-phosphate uridylyltransferase activity.
ACGCUGCCAGAUUUUAGUUUUCGAUUGGCAGUGGCGAAGAGAAGACAACGGACAUUUUUUGCGGACACGCGCAUCGUCAGCACUACUCCUCACAAUCCUCUCCGAGCUCUCAUCGGUAUUCACCCAUGGCCGCAGCAACCGAGAAGCUCUCCCACCUCAAGUCCGCCGUGACCGGUCUUGAUCAGAUCAGUGAAAAUGAGAAGACCGGAUUCGUCAACCUCGUUUCCCGCUACGUGAGUGGUGAGGCCCAGCACAUUGAAUGGAGCAAGAUCCAGACACCUACUGAUGAAAUCGUCGUUCCUUACGACAAAUUGGCCCCUAUCUCCGAAGAUAUUUCUGAGACCAAGAAGCUAUUGGACAAGCUUGUUGUGCUUAAACUUAAUGGAGGUCUUGGGACGACAAUGGGAUGCACUGGUCCUAAAUCUGUCAUUGAAGUGCGUGAUGGUUUGACAUUUCUCGACCUGAUUGUUAUUCAGAUUGAGAAUCUCAACAACAAGUAUGGUUGCAAGGUUCCUCUAGUUCUGAUGAACUCGUUCAAUACACAUGAUGACACACAAAAGAUUGUGGAGAAAUACACCAACUCCAAUGUUGACAUUCACACAUUUAACCAGAGCAAAUACCCCCGCAUUGUUGCUGAUGAGUUUCUGCCAUGGCCCAGCAAAGGAAAGACUGACAAGGAUGGCUGGUAUCCUCCUGGCCAUGGCGAUGUAUUCCCAUCGCUGAUGAACAGUGGCAAGCUUGACACUUUCCUGUCGCAGGGAAAGGAGUAUGUGUUCGUUGCCAAUUCGGACAACUUGGGGGCUAUUGUUGACUUACAAAUCCUGAACCACUUGAUCCAGAACAAAAAUGAGUACUGUAUGGAGGUUACACCCAAAACCCUUGCUGAUGUGAAGGGAGGCACUCUCAUCUCUUAUGAAGGCAAAGUUCAGCUCUUGGAGAUUGCUCAAGUUCCCGACGAGCAUGUCAACGAGUUCAAAUCAAUUGAGAAAUUCAAGAUAUUCAAUACGAACAACCUAUGGGUUAACUUAAAAGCGAUCAAAAGGCUUGUCGAAGCUGAUGCGCUUAAAAUGGAGAUCAUCCCGAACCCAAAGGAGGUAGAUGGAGUCAAAGUUCUUCAACUGGAAACUGCAGCUGGUGCUGCUAUAAGGUUCUUUGACAAUGCAAUUGGUAUCAAUGUACCUCGUUCACGGUUCUUGCCAGUGAAAGCAACCUCAGACUUGCUUCUUGUUCAGUCAGAUCUCUACACCCUAACUGACGGAUUCGUCAUCCGUAACAAAGCUAGAACCAACCCAUCAAACCCGUCGAUUGAAUUGGGACCCGAGUUCAAGAAGGUCUCCAACUUCUUGGGCCGGUUCAAGUCGAUCCCGAGUAUUGUGGAGCUCGACAGCCUUAAGGUUUCCGGUGAUGUCUGGUUCGGCUCGGACGUUGUUCUCAAGGGAAAAGUGACAAUCACGGCUAAACCUGGGACAAAGCUCGAGAUCCCGGACAAGGAUGUGAUCGAGAACAAGGACAUCAAUGGUCCCGAGGAUCUGUGAAGCAGAAGCUUGACCCUUUUGGAGGUAACAGAGUUGUGGUAAAUUUAUGAAGAGAAAAUAAACGGUGUUUGCUGCUCCGCGAAAGUCUUCUAUUUUGUGUCUUUUAUCGCAGUUGUUGUGGAAAUUUUUGUUGAUGAUAAGUUCACAAUGGCGAAACUUACUCUUGGUUCCAGAAAUCUCCGAAUUGAAUUAUGAAGUGAAAAUUUACGGGUACA